Molecule: messenger RNA, 592 nt
Organism: Hymenoscyphus albidus
Lineage: Eukaryota; Fungi; Ascomycota; Leotiomycetes; Helotiales; Helotiaceae
Source: the annotation of a GenBank genome assembly
GUCUACAACACCACACGAAAACCACCUUCCCUCUCGCCGCGAAUCUUUCAACCCAACCUUCAUCAUGGCUGACGUCGAAAUGGAAGUAGAUGUUGACGUUGACGCGCCCGUAUCCCCCGUCCAAAACAACCCCAAAAAUGCAUCCAUGGCUACCCAGACAGGCGCGACCGCCGUCCGCUCCAUCGAAGGCUGGAUUAUCAUUGUCACCAAUGUCCACGAAGAAGCAAGCGAGGAGGACCUGAAUGAUCUGUUUGCCGACUUUGGAGAAAUCAAGAAUCUGCACCUGAACCUGGACCGCCGAACUGGUUAUGUCAAGGUGGGAGAAGCUUAUCCGUAGAAGUCCUGGGAGAACGCUGCUAAUAUGUUGCUCAAUUAACAGGGCUACGCACUCAUUGAAUACCCAACACUCGAUGAAGCACGCGCUGCGAUUGACGGAGCAAAUGGAACCAAGCUACUUGACCAGACAAUCGAGGUAGACUUUGCCUUUGUACGACCACCGCCAGGAAAGGCCAAGGGAGGGCGAGCGCCUGCGAAGGGAAGAGCGAGAAGUCGGAGCCGUAGUCCAGCUGGCAGAGACGAAAUGGCGGAAUAG